This is a messenger RNA of Arvicola amphibius (Eurasian water vole), 675 nucleotides long. RefSeq names its product glutathione peroxidase 6 (gene Gpx6). The transcript is spliced from 5 exons. Lineage: Eukaryota; Metazoa; Chordata; Mammalia; Rodentia; Cricetidae. Gene Ontology annotation, molecular function: glutathione peroxidase activity. The coding region runs from base 1 to 675 and encodes 224 amino acids. Gene Ontology annotation, biological process: response to oxidative stress. The record is from RefSeq and is a predicted model, not a curated record.
AUGGCCCAGCAGUUCUGGGAGUUCUGGGUCUCCUGUCUUUUCACACUGUGUCUAGCUGCCUUGGCUCAGGAGUCUCCGAGUCCUCAAAAAGCAAAGGUGGACUGCAACAAGGGGGUGAAUGGCACCAUCUAUGAAUACGGAGCCAAGACCCUGGAUGGCGGGGAGUAUGUUCAGUUCCAGCAGUACGCAGGGAAGCACGUCCUCUUUGUCAAUGUGGCGUCCUUCUGCGGCCUGACAGUCACUUACCCUGAACUGAACAAACUGCAGGAGGAACUGGAGCGCUUCAAUGUCAUCGUUUUGGGCUUUCCUUGCAACCAGUUUGGAAAACAAGAGCCUGGAAAAAACUCAGAGAUCCUCCUUGGACUCAAAUAUGUGCGUCCAGGCGGUGGCUAUGUCCCCAAUUUCCAGCUCUUUGAGAAAGGGGAUGUGAAUGGAGAAAAUGAACAAAAGAUUUUUUCUUUCCUAAAGAACUCCUGUCCUCCCACCUCUGAACUUUUGGGCUCUUCAGAAUAUCUCUUCUGGAAUCCCAUGAAGGUCCAUGACAUCCGCUGGAACUUCGAGAAGUUCCUGGUGGGGUCCGAUGGAGUGCCUGUCAUGCGCUGGUUCCACCAUACUCCUGUCAGUGCUGUCCAAUCAGACAUCAUGGAGUACCUAAACCAAACCCAGACCCACUAG